UGGUAAUUGUUUAGUGACAUCUUUCCUGGUUUAAAAUGACUGGAGUGCGCGCCGGCCGCGUACCUAAGCGCCGAAGAGGGCACCGCGUUAAGACUAGAUCAGUGCUGAGAAUGAUGGCAAUAAUGCAGGACAGGAACAGUGAGGAUGUACCGAGGGAGUUCUUAGAGACAGGGCGGACAGGGCGCCGGAACGCGAUGCCCGACAUACUGCACCCGCAGGGCGCGGAGGUGACCACGGCCGACUUGCCCUCCAGGCUGCAGCAACUCGUCACUACGGAUCCAGACAACCCACAGCCGGGAACGUCGAAAACUGAACUAGAUCCGAACAAAGCGGACGAGACGGGGAAAAAGGACAGCUGCAGUUGA
This is a messenger RNA of Melitaea cinxia (Glanville fritillary), 365 nucleotides long. RefSeq lists its product as uncharacterized. Gene Ontology annotation, cellular component: nucleus; cytoplasm. Gene Ontology annotation, molecular function: cAMP-dependent protein kinase inhibitor activity. The coding region runs from base 36 to 365 and encodes 109 amino acids. The record is from RefSeq and is a predicted model, not a curated record. The transcript has 3 exons. Gene Ontology annotation, biological process: negative regulation of cAMP-dependent protein kinase activity. NCBI's taxonomy places the organism in Eukaryota, Metazoa, Arthropoda, Insecta, Lepidoptera, Nymphalidae.